Messenger RNA from Salvelinus fontinalis (brook trout), 6124 nucleotides. Its product is annotated as phospholipid phosphatase-related protein type 5-like. Gene Ontology annotation, molecular function: phosphatidate phosphatase activity. The record is from RefSeq and is a predicted model, not a curated record. Lineage: Eukaryota; Metazoa; Chordata; Actinopteri; Salmoniformes; Salmonidae. Gene Ontology annotation, biological process: phospholipid metabolic process; signal transduction; phospholipid dephosphorylation. The transcript has 6 exons. The coding region runs from base 254 to 1183 and encodes 309 amino acids.
CUCUCUCUCUCUCUCUCUCUCUCUCUCUCUCUCCCUCUGUGUCUGUCUCUCUCUCUCUCUCUGUCCUCUUUUGCUCUCUUUCAUUCUACACACUUCGGAAGCAUAUGUCACCGCGCUCAAAAAGGAAUCGCCUCCUUCUCCUCUCUUCUUUUUCUCCUCAAUCGUUUCUUUUUGUUUCCCCAUCCCCCAUUCAUCCACCUUACUAUCCUUCGGUUCUCUUCAGUUCUCUUCCGUUCUUUCUAAACCUAGAACCAUGUUCUAUUUCCAGUUGGUGAUCAUGGCUGGGACGGUUCUCCUGGCAUACUACUUUGAGUACACAGACACGUUCCCCGUUCACGUCCAAGGGUUCUUCUGUUUCGACAAGACGUUCUCCAAACCGUACCCCGGACCCGAGGACGACAGCAAGGCACCGCCGGCACUGGUCUACUCUCUGGUCACCGCUAUCCCCACUGUCACGAUUCUGAUUGGAGAGGUGACAACGUUCUUUGUGAAAGCGGAGGGGGCUCAGGAGAAGACCAUUGUGACGGCUGACUGCUGUUACUUCAACCCCCUCCUCCGCAGGAUAGUACGCUUCCUGGGCGUCUACUCCUUUGGCCUCUUCGCCACCACCAUCUUCGCCAACGCGGGCCAGGUGGUGACAGGGAACCAGACCCCUCACUUCCUGUCUGCCUGCCGCCCCAACUACACAGUCUUGGGCUGCCAGUCCCCCAUGCAGUACAUCACAGAGCGCCGCGCCUGCACCGGGAACCCCUACCUGGUUGCGUCUGCACGCAAGUCCUUCCCCUCUAAGGACGCGGCCCUCAGCAUCUACUCUGCUGUCUACACAGUGAUGUACGUGACGCUCGUGUUCCGUACAAAGGGCACCCGGCUGACCAAGCCCACCCUGUGUCUGACCCUCCUGUCCCUGGCUGUGCUGGUGGGGGUGGUGAGGGUCACGGAGUACAGGAACCAUUGGGGUGACGUCCUGGCUGGAUACCUGACCGGAGGGGCCAUCGCUGCCUUCCUGGUGACAUGUGUGAUCAACAACUUCCAGCAGACAGCGUCAGCCCUGCCCCCGCUGCCCCCCCAGCGCCCUCAGCCCCCCCACGGCAUGCAGCUGUCCACCCUACCUCGCGUGGAGAGUCCACUUGAAAAGUUAAGUUGCCCUCAGGUUCCAAGACUACCGUACACUGAGAUCACAUGACCAUCAGCCAUACCUGUGCCCCGCCCCUCCCGAUGUGCUCCUCCCCUCGCGGCGCUUCAUCUCCAGCGAAGUUUAGACCUGCCCUCCAUCUCCGAGCACCACGCCCCCUGCCCCGCCCACCCUGAGGGGCGGCCCCCUUUCCGACGCUCGUUCUCCACCCAGGUCUAGAACAUGGAACCUAGAACCUAAAUCACCCAGAUCCAACCUCAAAACAACCUUACCUGGGAGGGACUACCUGGCCUUGUCCAAUAAGAAAGGCUUGUUUUUGUUUUCCGUUGCAAAACAUUUUGCUACGGUGUGCAGUAAUGAAUAGGACCCUGGAGUAGGUAGAAGUUUACCCUAACCAUUAAUACAUGGUCAAAUAUCUUGUCAUCCUUGUAUGGUUAGGGUUGGGGUUAAGUGGAAUCUGAUCCUAGAUCUGUGGUUAAUCUCCAUCACCAUGGAGACGACCCAGGCCACAGCCAUGGUAACCGGCUAAGUCCUCUGCGGGCUAAACGGAUUGGAUCGGAUAUGGCGUCCUUUCCCUCUGUCUGUCUCAACCUUGUUCAUCAAAAGUUGUUUUUUGCCUCCUACUCGUUUGAUUUUUUCCCAAGAUGACCCAGUGGUGUACAAAUACAAGCUCACCAAAGCCAAGACUACUGUGGAGCUGUGGAAGCAAUUACAGCACCUUUUCCUUCGCCACAGUUCUAUUGUUUUGUCUCCACUUCUCAUUUUGGGUCUCCUCCUUUUCUUCUUCUACUACUCUACUUUAAUGUACAGACGGAAAACACUAAACAGUGGUUGAACGACACAGAAAGAGAGGCACGGUGGAUAAAACAUUUAAAAACACAGUGGAAAGAUGAGAUCAAUAUACAGUACCAGUCAAAAGUUUGGACACACCUACUCAUUCAAGGGGUUUUCUUUAUUUUUAUUAUUUUCUACAUUGUAGAAUAAUAGUGAAGACAUCAAAACUCUAAAAUAACACAAAUGGAAUCAUGUAGUAACCAAAACAGUUUUAAACAAAAUAUAUUUUAUAUUUGAGAUUCUUCCAAGUAGCCACCAUUUACCUUGAUGACAGCUUUGCACACGCUUGGCAUUCUCUCAACCAGCUUCACCUGGAAUGCUUUUCCAACAAUCUUGAAGAAGUUCCCACAUACGCUGAGCACUUGUUGGCUGCUUUUUCAUUCACUCUGCGGUCCAACUCAUCCCAAACCAUCUCAAUUGGGUUGAGGUCAGGUGAGUGUGGAGGCCAGGUCAUCUGAUGCAGCCCUACAUCACUCUCCUUCUUGGUCAAAUAGGCCUUACACAACCUGGAGGUGUGUUGGGGCAUUGUCCUGUUGAAAAUCAGCAAUGGCGUAUCGCUACAGAAUGCUGUGGUAGCCAUGCUGGUUAAGUGUGUGCGUUUCACGAAGACACGGCGGUUGGAACCAAAAAUCUCAAAUUUGGACUCAUCAGACCAAAGGACAGAUCUAAUGUCCAUUGCUCAUAUUUCUUGGCCCAAGCAAGUCUCUUCUUCUUAGUUGUGUCCUUUAGUAGUGGUUUCUUAGCAGCAAUUCAACCAUGAAGGCCUGAUUCAUGCAGUCUCCUCUGAACAGUUGAUGUUGAGAUGUGUCUGUUACUUAAACUCUGUGAAGCAUUUAUUUGGGCUGCAAUUUCUGAAGCUGGUAAUGAACUUAUCCUCUGCAGCAGAGGUAACUCUUGGUUUUCCUUUCUUGUGGCGGUCCUCAUGAGAGCAAGUCUCAUCACAGCGCUUGAUGGUUUUUGCGGCUGCACUUGAAGAAACUUUCAAAGUUCUCAAUGUUCCGUAUUGAUUGACCUUCAUGACUUAAAGUAAUGAUGGACUAUCGUUUCUCUUCGCUUAUUUGAGCUGUUUUUGCUAUAAUAUGGAAUUGGUCUUUUACCAAAUAGGGCUAUCUUCUGUAUACCACCCCUACCUUGUCACAACACAACUGAUUCGCCUCAAACACAUUAAGAAGGAAAGAAAUUCCACAAAUUGACUUUUAACCAGGCACACCUGUUAAUUGAAAUGCAUUUCAGGUGACUACCUCAUUAAGCUGGUUGAGAGAAUGUCAAAAGUGUGCAAAGCUGUCAUCAAGGCAAAGGGUGGCUACUUUGAAGAAUCUCAAUUAUUAAAUAUAUUUGGAUUUUUUAAACACUUUUUUAGUUACUACAUGAUUCCAUGUGUUAUUCCAUAGUGUUGAUGUCUUCACUAUUAUUCUACAAUGUAGAAAAUAGUAAAAAAUAAAGAAAAACUCUUGAAUGAGUUGGUGUGUCCAAACUUUUGACUGGUACUGUAAGUCCCCAGUGACUGAACGAUGGAAUCAAAGGGAAUCAAAGGAGCUGUUUGUAAAACUCAGGAAAAAUAACCCGGACAAAGGAAUAAGAAUGGUUGAGAAGAUUUUUAAAUAUUUUUAUGUGGUGAAAGAGGAUGCACUUUUGCAAAUGAUGGUGAUGGCGCAGUUUAACUACCAGAGGCUUAUAUGCUUAUAUAUGAUUAAGUAUAUGUUGUGUAUUUUGUGUUUUGGUUUAGUUAAAUACUAGUCUCUCCUCUGCUGUAGCUUCACACUAGUAAUGUGAUGUUGUUUUUCCUCAUCUGACAAGGAGUAACAUUCAACUGGAUAUACUGUAACAGCAUAUGAUUACAUUACUGUUAUUAUACAGGUGGAUACGAAUGUUACGAAACAUACAUGAAUAUCUCACACAACCCUCAAGACAUCACGAUGCAACAGCCCAGUUACUAACAACCAAUAACUUUCCUACAUUCUGGAAUAUACAUAUGAUAUAUUUCUUUAAAUAUACAUUCAUUAUCACAACGGAAGUGGACUGGCUAACUGUCAUUCAUUAUCACUACUGAAGUGGACUGGCUACCUGUCAUUCAUUAUCACUACUGAAGUGGACUGGCUACCUGUCAUUCAUUAUCACUACUGAAGCGGACUGGCUACCUGUCAUUCAUUAUCACUACGGAAGUGGACUGGCUACCUGUCAUUCAUUAUCACUACUGAAGUGGACUGGCUACCUGUCAUUCAUUAUCACUACGGAAGGACUGGCUACCUGUUAUUCAUUAUCACUACUGAAGUGUACUGGCUACCUGUCAUUCAUUAUCACUACUGAAGCGGACUGGCUACCUGUCAUUCAUUAUCACUAUUGAAGCGGACUGGCUACCUGUCAUUCAUUAUCACUACUAAAGGACUGGCUACCUGUCGUUCAUUAUUACUAUUGAAGUGGACUGGCUACCUGUCAUUCAUUAUCACUACUGAAGUGGACUGGCUACCUGUCAUUCAUUAUCACUACUAAAGGACUGGCUACCUGUCAUUCAUUAUCACUACUGAAGCGGACUGGCUACCUGUCAUUCAUUAUCACUACUGAAGUGGACUGGCUACCUGUCAUUCAUUAUCACUAUUGAAGCGGACUGGCUACCUGUCAUUCAUUAUCACUACUGAAGCGGACUGGCUACCUGUCAUUCAUUAUCACUACGGAAGUGGACUGGCUACCUGUCAUUCAUUAUCACUACUGAAGUGGACUGGCUACCUGUCAUUCAUUAUCACUACGGAAGGACUGGCUACCUGUUAUUCAUUAUCACUACUGAAGUGGACUGGCUACCUCUCAUUCAUUAUCACUACUGAAGGACUGGCUACCUGUCAUUCAUUAUCACUACUGAAGUGGACUGGCUACCUCUCAUUCAUUAUCACUACUGAAGGACUGGCUACCUGUCAUUCAUUAUCACUACUGAAGGACUGGCUACCUGUCAUUCAUUAUCACUACUGAAGGACUGGCUACCUGUCAUUCAUUAUCACUACUGAAGGACUGGCUACCUGUCAUUCAUUAUCACUACUGAAGGACUGGCUACCUGUCAUUCAUUAUCACUACUGAAGCGGACUUUUGUGGUUUGUUUACCUGUUGAUGUAUUUCUAUCGUUUUUAUAUUUAUGAAGUGAAAUGUUGCUGCGAGGUCAGUGUGGUUUACUCUCACUUAGCAUGGCAGUUUUGCUGCUAUCCGUUUACACAGACCAUGCCCUCUUCUUCCUGCUCCUCUUCCUCAUGUUCCUCUUCAUCCCCAUUGUCAUCACUUUCCCCUUUCAUACUUCUCCUUCUCCUUAAAUAGCUUGAAAUCCAACUAUCGAUCUGUUGUAACAAAAGUGAAAUGGAACAAUGUUCACUUGGGAGUCCAGGCUUCUCUUCAACCCUGUCUUUUUCAGGUCAACAUCUGCACUGUACCUCCUCUCAUCCCUAUCCACCACUCUAUCUAGAUCCCUCAUUCAUUCUCUCUUUCACCUUUACUCCCUCCAUUCUGUCUCCAGUCAAGUUAGAACACUGGAACGAGUGUAUCGUGUCUUAAAGGUGUAUAGGUUUCUUGUUGUGUUUGAUUAUGUUAUACUGUAUGUUAAAUCAGUCAUGCUAACAAGAGCAUCAAACAUCCAGAAACUGUCUGUUAAGAGCAAGCUUAGCAAACAUCUAACCUUAGCUGGAUUGUAGCAUAAAGAGAGAGAUGAAGUGACAUUCUAUAACAGACGCAUUGUUAACACACAGGCUGUACAGUCAGUGAUUAACAAUUAGCUCAACUUGAGAGAGUGUGUGUGUGUGUGUGUGUGUGUGUGUGUGUGUGUGUGUGUGUGUGUGUGUGUGUGUGUGUGUGUGUGUGUGUGUGUGUGUGUGUGUGUGUGUGUGUGUGUGUGUGUGUGUGUGUGUGUGUGUGUGUGUGUGUGUGAAAAAACACAACAUCCUAACUGAUAAUGUGGUGAUCCAAACUUUUUUUUAGGGUUCGCUGGCUGUCAUAUACUCCUACCAUAACUAUGCAGUCGUCAUAACUUAGUGGUUCUUCAGGCAUUCUGAGGACUCGUUGAGAACCCCUUACGAAGCCGUCUCCAUGGAGACGGUGCUCAUCAUAAUGUUGUAUUCAUAUUAGGAUGUAUCCUCUAUUUUGUAAAGAUUUGUCAGAAAAAUAAAUGCCUAUUGCUAUAUCAAA